AUGUCUUCACCCCCAGCCAGCAGCAGCAGUCCCAGCGCGGCCGCUGCCGCAGCUGCCGAGGCGCCGCCGAGCGCGAACCUCGACGCCCUGGGCAUCUUCUGGAUCGUCUACGCGCUGACCUGGACGUGCUUCCUGGCCGCGGGCAUGGUCUUCCUGCUGCGCCGGCGGGACAUGCCCAUGCUGCGCAUCCGCGGCCUGCCGCUGUCCUUCGCCGCCGUGGCGCUGCUGCACUGCUACUGGGGCGCCGGGCAGACGGCGUACGUCUACGGCUCGCUCAUGUCGUCCAAGAUCGAGUACUGGGUCAUGGGCAUCUGGCUGCCGUUCGGCAUCGCGCUGUUCCACGCGUCCAACAGCCGCUUCCUCAGCUUCGGUAUCCCGGGCACGGAGCUGGACCCCAGCCUUACGCCGGCCGAGGCGAACGUGGCUAUGAAGCAUGGCUGGGAGUGGUGGCACUCUAUCUUCUGGCAGGUGCUGUGGGCUUGGAUCGUGGCCCCGAUUAUUCUCUGGAAGUCGCGAAACAUCCAUGACACUCAAGGCUGGAGACUUCAGACCAUUGUCUGCUGCCUGGCGAGUCUCCCUGCUACUCCCAUGUGGCUCAUCGCGCUCUACGUGCCGGCCAUGGCGCCCGUCAACAAGUACUGGGUGCCGCCGCAGUGGAUCGCCACCUCGAUCCUCAUCAUCGAGAUCUUCACCGUCUUCCUGCCCUGCUGGCAGGUGAUGCGCCACCAGACGCUGCGGCGCGAGACCCUCGACUCGAUCGCGCAGUGGGAGUCCAACAAGCCCGGGUCGCGCAAGCGGCUCGGCUCCGUCACCACGGGGUCCACCUCGUCCGCGGGCGGCGGGCGCAAGUCGUCCAUCCGCACGGCGGGCUCGGGCGAGUCCAUCCUGACCAUGAGCGCGCUCGAGCACGUGCUCGAGCGCAACCCGGCGCCGCUGCAGCAGUUCGCCGCCCUGCGCGACUUCUCGGGCGAGAACAUUGCGUUCCUGCUCAGCGUGGCCGGGUGGAAGUCGGACGGCAUUGCCGCGGCGGCCAGGAGGGGCAGCAAGGGCGAUGCGGAGGCGGAGCAGGUGUCGGCGCGGGAGCGGUUCAACAGCGCGCUGCGGAUCUACGUCGGGUUCGUGAGCGCGCGGCAGGCCGAGUUCCAGGUCAACCUGUCGUCGGCGGACCAGAAGCACCUGGACUCUGUGUUUGGCGAGGCGGCGCGCGUGCUGUACGGGGACAUGGUCGCGGCCGAGGAGGAGGUGGACCCGGCGACGCCGUUUGAGAUGGUGUCCGUGCGGCGGCCUCCUCCGGCGGGGGUGCCGUCGGAUGCGGGCUCGGAGAAGGGUAUUAUGGGGGAGGCGACAGCGACAACGACGACGACGACGACGGCGGAUGACCUGACGGCCAUUGCGGAUCGGGCGUUCUACUGGGGGGAUAUCCCGGCCGGGUUUGGCGAGGGCGUGUUUGACGAUGCCGAGGCGAGCAUCAAGUACCUCGUGCUGACCAACACGUGGCCCAAGUUCGUCAAGGACUGCCGGCGGGCGUCGAUGGACUCGCUCGAGAGUCUUGAGUCGGGGACGUCGUCUUUUGGCAUGAGCUUCCGGAAGGAGAGCAGGUAA
This is a messenger RNA of Thyridium curvatum, 1602 nucleotides long. RefSeq lists its product as uncharacterized. Bases 1 to 1602 code for a protein of 533 amino acids. NCBI's taxonomy places the organism in Eukaryota, Fungi, Ascomycota, Sordariomycetes, Thyridiales, Thyridiaceae. The transcript is spliced from 4 exons. The record is from RefSeq and is a predicted model, not a curated record.